AUGUCUGCACCCAGCUUACUGCCACAAGCCAUCGUCAUGUCGCGUAACUUUGUGGCUAUGCCACCUGCAACCAGGAUCAGCAAGCGCUGCCCAUGGACACCGGAAGAAGAACGACUGCUCGUGGAAGCCGUGACCAAAGGUGAGCGCUUGUGGCUCCGCAUAGCAUGGCCAACUUUGCAGGUUUUUUCUGAGUUUCAAUCUCUUUCCCGUGCCUCGGCUGCGCACAGAGACGCCAGGCUGCAUCGACUGGCACAGAGUCGCUUCUGCUCUGCCACCCAAUCGCAACAACAAAGACGCCAGAAAGCGCUGGGUGUGCAUGAGAGACCGCGCAACGUCGAGCAGCGGCGCUUGGACCGACGAAGAAGAUGAGCGCUUGCGUCACGCCAUUGCCAAAAAUGGUCCUCAGUGGAUGCAAGUAGCUAAAGAAGUUCGCACUCGCAAUAGCGAACGUGAGUUCUGAAUGCGUCGACGGUCGCCGUACUUCCUUUUUUGACCUUUCGAUGGUGCUCUUUUGGUCCAUCAGAAUGCUCCAAGCGAUGGCAUGACGUUCUUGACCCUACGAUCUGCCGCAGCCCAUGGACACCUGAAGAGGACGAGCGUCUGCUCAAUCUAGUACGCGCCGUCGGUCGGCACUGGUCACGGAUUGCUCACGAGCAUUUCGGGCGCCGUACAGGUCUCAGCUUGAAAAACAGGUCAGUAGGAUGAGGCCGUCCAUCACACCCACGAUGUCCACGCUGACCUGUCUCACAUCGCGCGCAGGUACAUGUAUCUCGUUCGCGUGCGCGCCCGCCAAGCGAUGGAGUCAAGGCAAUCUUCAGCAGGCGACAACGAGAUGACAACCAAUGACAUGUACGCCCGUCGAGGCUCAGAGAGCGUAGUCCGCAUCAGCCAGGUUGGAUCGAAUCGUCGACACACCAUCUCCAACGCUACAUCUCCCGUCAAGACCUCUUUCGACCACAGCGAGAUCGAGGUUCCAUCGCAGUCCCCCUACUUUAGCUUCCAAAAUGGCCGCAUGCAGUCGCACAUCGACCACCCACAGGCUCACAGGCCAGUGCCGCAGCACGCCUUUUCGAGCUGGUUGGCCGGCGAAACCCCUCACCGCGGACACGAACAAGCGGUGUACGACGAUCGGUCGAUUAGUCCGCAAUGGGUCACUGCGCCGAUGCAGCAGCACAACACGCAAGGCUCGUCCUCGUGCUCCAACUCCCCGCAGACAAGUUAUGCGUCAUGGCAGACCUUGACUCCGGCGUCUAGCACAGAAGUCUCGCCGCAUUACCAAACUUCGCCGUGCGGUGGGCUGGACCAAGGCGCUGGUGUUUCACCGAUGGAGAGCGUCGGAAGCUACUACUGCCAGCCUAGGACAUUGCUCAGCUCUCCCUCGGAGCCUCGCAAUUCUUUUGGAGCCUAUGCUGCGAAUUACAGCGCAUUUGACGAAGCUGAGGGCACUGCCGGACUGAUUGGACCGACACGUCACAAUCGCGCCCACACCAUUUCGGCACUUGUGCACAAUGGCCCCGCUUUACCCUUGAUUCACCACACGAGCCCAAUGCGCCACACCAUGAGCGGCGCACCUCGUCCUCACUUGAACCCUUACAUGACACGCGGCGAAGCACUGGUUUCACACACCGUGGAGCACAGCGUCCCUCCAGCCAUCGGACCGCCUGCAGGUCUGGAUGGCGUGAAACGGGAGCAGACUGAGUCGAACCAAGGUAUGACGCCAAGUACCUCGGUCAACUCUACCCUGAGCAACAACCCCGAUCUUUGGCGUUGCGACACAGAAGGCAGCAUCAGCAACAACACGAGCUCCAGCGACAUGGACGAUGAUGUUGAUCCCAGCAUCCCUCUGCCCCAUCAGCGCAACAGAAAUCACUCGCUGACCCUUUCUUGCGCUGCCAACCUCGACGAAGCCGAAAGCAAGGCUUUGAUGCUGUCUGGCACCAUUUCGACCUCGCCUUCGGCAGCGCAGCAGUGGAUGUGA
Messenger RNA from Ceraceosorus bombacis, 1978 nucleotides. NCBI's taxonomy places the organism in Eukaryota, Fungi, Basidiomycota, Exobasidiomycetes, Ceraceosorales, Ceraceosoraceae. The record is from the annotation of a GenBank genome assembly.